AUGCGUGGAGUUGGGACAGUACUGGCCCUAUGCGCCUCGCUGUUGGUGCCGGAAGUCUCCAGUCGGUCGUUAUUUGCACGAGCUAUAUGCUCUACAAACCUCCUUAUUGACAAUUACUCCAAAUACUCCAGUCAUCAAAACUCUCUUGGAAGUUGGACGAGUGAUGAUGGCUCGAUGACUUCUCUUACGGCCUCAACCGCCAAUAAGAAGUUGACCUUCACGCCAAAGACCGAUGGCUCGUCAUACUUUUACACAACUUUCUCGAACUGUAUCUCGGCCACUGCUGAUCGCUAUAACGCCAUAACGUUCCCCUUCAAGGGUCCCGCUGGUGGCUCUUUCACCCUCGAGCUUCAGACAGCCAGCAGCUGCCCGGCUGCUUAUACAAGCUAUUACUAUGACGUCACUGGCCUUACCGGUUCUACCCAAACCAUUACCGUCCCAUUGUCGUCCUUUCCCGGCGCCAACUUGGCCGUUAUCAAAGCGUGGGCAUGGUCCGGGUUCAGCGCUGCUGGAAGUUGGGAGCUCGGCGAGACUAGCUUUGUGUGCGCUGGCGGUCCUACCAGUGCUCCGGUUAGCUCUACGACCUCCACUUCCUCUAGUAGUAGCUCUACUCGCUCUACGACCUCCACUACCUCCACUACCUCCACUAGCUCUAGUAGCUCUAGUAGUUCUACUCGCUCUACUACCUCUACUACCUCUACUACCUCUACUACCUCUACCCCUACUACCUCUACCGGCACCACCGGUACCACCAGCACUAGCAGCACUAGCAGCACUACCCGCCCUACUAGCACCACUAGCACCACUAGCACCAGUAGCAGCAGUAGUAGCAGUAGUAGCACCCGUACAACUAGCACCACUAGCACAUCCAGCGGGACGGGGACUUCUACCACUUCUAGCAUUGUACCGUCAGGCACUUGCCAGCCCCUUCUCAUCGACGACUGGGCAUCGCAGUCCCGCUUGACCUUCCUCUUCUACAAUGCCAUGAACCAACCCUCCUCCGACGAUGGAACCAUGACAUCCAUUGUUGUCGCCAACAACCGCGUGACACUCACGCCAAAGUCGGGAUCGUACUUCUACUCCAGCUUUGGUUGCGUGAGCGCCGCCAACAGGCAUGGAGGUAUCAGUCUCCGGAUCAAGGCCGCUGCGGGCACCACAUUUACUGUCCAGAUGCAAUCGAGCGCAACCUGCUCCACAGGUGCCUUCAACCCAUACGAUAGGACAACCGCACAAUUGGGAUGGACAUUCGACGGCACCGAGAAGCUAUACAACAUCCCGUUCUCGUCCUUCUCGGGACUUGACACUAGCAAGUUAGUGUCCAUCCUCUUUAUCUCGUUCAACAACAAACCCGUGACCUUUGGACCAAUGGCGUUCUACUGCGGAAAUACUCCGACGGAAUAUAUCCUCCCGCCAACACCCACCGGCAGUGACCCGACGUCGACUGUUCCAGUCACUAGCUCCACCGCUAGCGCACUCGUCAUUGACCAGUUCGCAAACCCAGACACCAAUGCCCUCGGCUUCUGGCACGGGGGAGACGAUCCAAGUCAAUACCGUAUCUCUGGUGGCAAGCUCACUGUCAACUUUCAAGACACGGAUUAUUCUUUCUAUUCCCAAAUAUCCGCCUCCUGUCGCGACAUGAGCUCCUUCGAGAGUUCAUACCUACACAUCGCGUAUACCGGUUCAAACCUCUUCACUGUGUCUCUUCAGCAACACAAUAGUGGCUGUAACGAGGCGGUGGCACCGUACCCAGAAACAUGGGACGACGUGGAGGCCCGCAGGUACUCUUCCGCAUCAGAUAUAUACAUCCCCAUCAGCCACUUCAACAUUGUCAAAUCCCGAGUCAUCGGCGUAGCAUUGAAGGCUUUCCAAACGAGUACCUCCACCGUCAUCUCCCGCAUCGAGAUUGCCAGCACCGUCCCGCCAUCCUUCACCGGCAGCAUCUCCGCCAAAAUCCCCACAGCCCCACUCCUCUUCGCAUGCAAGCGCCCCAAUAGCUUCGCUUUCGCCAUCGACGACGGAGUCCCGGAACUCGCUCAGCAAGUGAUGAAAAUCAUCAACGAUGAGAACAUCAAAGUCACCUUCUUCACUGUCGGAGCACCGCUGCGGGACCCCAGUACCAAUAUGUCAAACGUGUACACCGAGAUGCUCGCGCGCGGGCACCAAGUCGCCCUCCACUCCUACACACAUCCAAAGAUGGAAUCCCUCCCAUCAGAGGCGGCCAUCGACUGGGAACUGCAACAGGACAUAACAGCCGUUCAAGAAACACUCCACACCAGCAGCAAGUACUUCCGCCCGCCAUUCGGUAACACAGGAGCGCGGUCGCGGCAGCGGCUCCAGGCGAUCAUCCCUGGCUCACAGGUAAUCCAUUGGAGCGUGGAUUGCGAGGAUUGGCUGUGGGCUACUACCUCCACACCAGAGAAGCAGCUUGACGCGUUCAGGCGGGACGUGAAUAAGGGGGGAAAUCUGGUCGUUAUGCAUUACUUGUACCCGUCCACUGUGAACUAUCUUAAGCAGUUUAUUCAGAUCGCGAGGGCUACCGGAAAACAGUUGAUGAGGGUUGAUCAGUGUAUGAUGGAUCCGAAUGCGCCGCCUUUGUAA
Molecule: messenger RNA, 2598 nt
Organism: Tuber melanosporum (Perigord truffle)
Lineage: Eukaryota; Fungi; Ascomycota; Pezizomycetes; Pezizales; Tuberaceae
Exons: 2
Coding region: 1-2598 (865 amino acids)
Biological process (GO): carbohydrate metabolic process
Molecular function (GO): hydrolase activity, acting on carbon-nitrogen (but not peptide) bonds
Source: RefSeq, a predicted model, not a curated record